AUGCGACCCACUUCCAUUCUCUUUCUUGCGCUUGCUACACAAGGAACUUCGGCCACUGUCUUCAAGCGGGCAUCGACGUUUGCUGCUCGACACACCAAGUCCCUCGCCCGAGACCUCCGAGUGGCUUUUGGCGGAAUACUUCCGCGGGAUUCAGCGUCAAACGCUCAACAUGUUAUCUACUGCAAGAAUUCGCCGCCAUCGGGCGUGUUGGGCUCUGGCUCGAAUUCAGACUCAGGUGUUGGGUCUGGCUCUAGCUUGUCGUCCGGUGUUCGAUCCGGACCAGCCAGCACCACAAAGAAGGGAAGCACACCAACUGGCUCCGCGAAAGGUCCGAGUGCUACCUCACCGUGGCAAUUGACCCAGUCCUACGCCGGCUCCAACUUCUUCGACGGAUGGGACUUUUGGGACACAGACGACCCAACGCAUGGCACGGUGCAAUACGUUAGUCGGGCAGAUGGGCAAAGUGCUGGGCUGAUAGAGAUAAACUCGGCGGGGAACGCUGUUAUGCGUGUUGACACAACUCCUUCUAUUUCGGGAAACCGAAAGAGCAUCCGGAUAACAACACAAAAAGAGUUCACCGGUGGGCUUAUUAUUCUCGACGCGUUCCAUGCGCCAACUGGUUGCGGUACUUGGCCAGCAUUUUGGUCGAAUGGCCCAAAUUGGCCAGUUGGAGGGGAGAUCGACAUAGUGGAAGGAGUUUCGGAUUACACAAAUAACCAGGCUACGAUUCAUACAGCGCCUGGUUGUGCUUUAACGACCGACAAUCCUGCUAAAUUGAACGCAAGCGCAUCAGCGGUCACUGGGGGAACUGAUUGCGCGGCAGCCACGUCUGGAAACGCUGGAUGUGGGAUGCGUUCGGCGGAUAACAAGUCCUUUGGACCAGGUUUCAACAGCAAUGGCGGUGGUGUUUAUGCUAUGCUGUGGCAAUCUAGCGGAAUCUCGGUUUUCUUUUUCGAGAGGGGGGAUAUUCCCGACCAUAUCGACGCAGGAGCUCCCCAACCUGAUAAGUGGGGCCUUCCUAUGGCUCAUUGGCCUGCAGCAGUUUGUGACCCAUGGAAGUACUUCUACAAGCAUGUUGCCAUCAUCAACACCAGUUUGUGUGGCGAUUGGGCUGGCAGUGCAUGGACCAGCAGUGGUAUUCCCGGUCAAGAACAAAGCUGCGCGCAACGAACGGGCUUCUCCACGUGCUCUGAAUUUGUUCAGAAAAAUGGAGGCUCCUUUGCGCAAGCUUAUUGGGAGAUUAAGAGCGUCAAGUUUUACAACACAACUGCCCCGCUCUAG
Messenger RNA from Mycena indigotica, 1281 nucleotides. RefSeq names its product GH16 domain-containing protein. Gene Ontology annotation, biological process: glucan catabolic process. The record is from RefSeq and is a predicted model, not a curated record. Lineage: Eukaryota; Fungi; Basidiomycota; Agaricomycetes; Agaricales; Mycenaceae. The transcript has 8 exons. Bases 1 to 1281 code for a protein of 426 amino acids. Gene Ontology annotation, molecular function: hydrolase activity, hydrolyzing O-glycosyl compounds.